Molecule: messenger RNA, 3828 nt
Organism: Papilio machaon (common yellow swallowtail)
Lineage: Eukaryota; Metazoa; Arthropoda; Insecta; Lepidoptera; Papilionidae
Gene: eIF3a
Product: eukaryotic translation initiation factor 3 subunit A
Exons: 24
Coding region: 148-3678 (1176 amino acids)
Biological process (GO): translation reinitiation; formation of cytoplasmic translation initiation complex
Cellular component (GO): eukaryotic translation initiation factor 3 complex, eIF3m; multi-eIF complex; eukaryotic translation initiation factor 3 complex, eIF3e
Molecular function (GO): translation initiation factor activity; mRNA binding
Source: RefSeq, a predicted model, not a curated record
UCUCUGUUCGUGCGCCAAUCCGCCAUUUUGAUUCGUGGUCGCUUGUCAGAGCGGGGAGCGGUUGUGACGAAUUUUUCAAUAAAUUCUUCACUGCCGAUAAUUGGAUAAAUACAUUUUCAUUUAUGAAGUGAUCAGAAAGCAGUCUAAAUGAUGGCGAGAUACGGUCAACGACCGGAAAAUGCCCUCAAACGGGCCAAUGAGUUUAUGGAACUGGACAAGCCAGCCCGGGCUUUGGACACUCUUCAGGAAGUGUUUCGGAACAAAAAAUGGGCAUACAACUGGUCCGAAUCGGUGCUGGAGCCGAUUAUGUUCAAAUACUUGGAAUUAUGCGUGGACCUGAGGAAGUCUCAUAUAGCUAAAGAAGGCUUGUUCCAGUACAGGAACAUGUUCCAGUCUGUUAACGUAGGGUCGCUGGAGCAAGUUAUAAGAGGAUACUUACGCAUGGCCGAGGAACGUACAGAGGCAGCCAGGGCUCAAUCCACACAGGCUGUCAUCGAUACUGAUGAUCUUGACAACUUGGCCACACCAGAGAGUAUCUUGCUUAGUGCAGUCUCUGGAGAAGAUGCACAGGAUCGCUCUGAUAGAACUAUACUAACACCAUGGGUAAAAUUCCUAUGGGAAUCCUAUUGCCAAUGUUUAGAGUUGCUCCGUACUAAUGCACAUGUAGAAACUCUGUACCAUGACAUUGCUCGGAUGGCAUUCCAGUUCUGUCUCAAGUACUCCAGGAAGACAGAGUUCAGGAAACUCUGUGAUAAGCUGAGGAAGCAUCUUGAAGAUAUUUGUAAGCCUACAGUACAGACUGGAAAUGUCAGCAUCAGCAAGCCUGAGACCCAGCAGCUCAACUUGGAGACCAGGUUGUUCCAACUUGACAGUGCUAUACAGAUGGAAUUGUGGCAGGAAGCUUAUAAGGCAAUAGAGGACAUUCACAACUUAAUGAACAUGUCCAAGAAGACACCAGUUGCAAAGACCAUGGCUAACUACUAUGGCAAGCUAGCACUGGUCUUCUGGAAAGCUGGUCACUGCUUGUUCCACGCUGCUGCACUUCUGAAGCUGUUCCAGCUCUCUAGGGAGAUGAAGAAGAACAUAACGCAGGAAGAAUUGCAGAAGAUGGCGUGCCGCGUGUUAGUUGCAGUUCUGUCAGUACCUCUACCAUCACUGCAUCCGGAGUUUGACCGAUUUGUUGAAACUGACAAAAGUCCAGUGGAAAAGGCUCAGAGAUUAGCCGUCCUGUUAGGUUUAGCACAACCACCUACUCGAGCCAGCUUAUUAAAGGAUGUGAUUCGUCUCAAUGUUGUGAACUUGGCAUCACCGCAGCUGCAGCAGCUGUACAGCUGGUUGGAGGUGGAAUUUGAUCCACUUACCAUCUGCGCCAAUGUUCAGACCGUCGUCAAGCAUUUGCAAGAGGAGCCUAGUGAGUAUUCGUCUCUGGCGCAGUACACGGUGGCGCUGACAGACGUGGCGUUGGUGCGACUGGUGCGGCAAGUGGCGCAGUGCUACUCUUGUGUGCAGUUCGCUCGCCUGCUGGAGCUGGCUCACACCACUGACCUGUUCCACCUGGAGCGUCUGCUGGUAGACUGCGUGCGACAUAAUGAUAUGCAGAUACGCAUCGAUCACGCUAAACAAUGUGUCCACUUUGGUGUGGAGUCAGGUGGCGGCGAGUGGUGCUCGGCUGCAGAUGAGGCGUGUGGCGGCGCCAUACUGCAAGCUACGCCUGCUGAACAGAUGCGUGAACAACUAGUCCGUGCUGCUGAAGUCCUAUCCCGGGCAGUACAUGAACUGUUCCCGGAGCGUCGACGUGCGGAACGUGAGCGUGACCGGGCGCAUAUGGUACAGCACUACCAUGAGAACAAGCACGCCGAGCAUCAUAGAGUAUUGCAGCGUCACAAGAUUAUAGAGGAGAGGAAGGAGUAUAUUGAACGCCUGAACACAGUUCGCGAAGAGGAGGAGCUACGUCGUCAAGAGGAGCAGCAGCGGUUGGCGGCGGCGGCGGAGGCGCGGCGGCUGGAGGCGGAGCGCGAGGAGCGAGAGAAGCGGCGCCACGCCUCAGAGAUGGCCGCCAUGCGCGAGAGACAUCUACGCGAGAGGAUCGCCCACAUCUCGCAGACUAUGCACGGCAAGAAAGUGCUGCAGAAGCUCGAUGAAGAGGAUUUGAAGAAAAUGGACGCGGAUGCUAUAUCUAAGCGUGAGGCUGAGGAGCUGAUGAAAGAACGUCGCGAGCUCCAAGCGCGGCUCAAGUCACAGGAGAAGAAGGUUGACUAUUUCGAGCGAGCCAAGCGCUUGGAGGAAAUCCCGCUGUUGCAGAAGAGUUUGGAGGAGAAGCAAGUACAGGAUAAAGCAUUCUGGGAACAGCAGGAGAAGGAGCGCAUUCAACAACUUAUUGAGGCCCGUGCACGUGACGUGGCGACUGCGAGCCGUCUGUCGCGUAUGGCGGAGCACCGUGAGCAGUUCACGGCGCGGCUGCGCAGUGAGCGCGGCGCAGCUCACCUCAAGUGCUUAGCUGACUUCCAGCAGCGGUUGGCAUCUGAGCGAGAGGCGAGACUGGCGCAGCGUAAAGCUCAGCGCAUUGAGAAACGUAGACAGGAGUGGCUGGCGGAGAAGCAGCGCGCAGAGGAGCGCGCGGCCGAAGAGGCGCGCCGCCAGAAGGAGGAGGAGGAGAAACGGGAGAAGGAGGAGCGCGAGCGCCGCCACCAGGAGGAGCUGAUCGCGCUACGCGAGAGAAAGGAGAAGGAGCACCAGGAGAUGUUGGCGCGUGCCGAGGCGCGUGCGCGUGCGCAGGAGGCGGCGGCGGCUCGCAAGCUGGAGGAGCAGAAAGCCUCUGCUUCGAGCUGGCGCCGCGCAGACGACACCUGGCGCGCUGGCAGCGGAGGACCUGCAGCACCUGGAGCGCGUCGCGACGACCGACCACUAUCCUCAGAGAGACGAGACGAACGCCCGCCGCUCAAAGACGACAAGGAAGCUGACAGACCUCGUCCAAAAGAACCUGAACCUCGCAAGCUGGAUGAACCCAAGGCGGCCACCGGCAGCAGCUGGCGGCGUGACGACAGCCGUAGACCUGUAUUACCACCAAGCCGCAGUAUGGGUCCGCGCGAUGAACGACCACGGUCACCUGAACGUCGGCCAUUACGUGAUGAACGUGGUCCUCCACUUAAAGACGACCGUCCUUCAGCAAGAGAUGAAAGGCCGCGUGUAGGCUACGGUGGGCGUUCCAGCGGACCAGAGACCGGCAGCUGGCGCAGAGGACCCGCCGACCCACCGCCAGCGCCCACUGAACGUUCAUCAACAUGGCGCAGUAAAGACGGACCACCGCGUGACGACCGUUAUCGUGAUGGUCCAAGAGACCGUGACGGACCGAGAGACCGCGACGGACCAAGAGACCGCGAUGGACCAAGAGACCGCGACGGACCAAGAGACCGCGACGGACCAAGAGACCGCGACGGACCGAGAGACCGUGACCGCUACCCGCCGAGAAGAGAUGAUCGCGAUGGUCCUAGGAGAGACGAUCGUGAUGGUCCCAGGAGAGAUGACCGCGAUGGUCCCAGAAGGGAUGACCGCGAUGGUCCUAGGAGAGAUGACCGUGACGGGCCGCGUAGAGACGACCGCGACCGCCGCCCGCCGCCGCCGCGCCGUGAUGAGAAACCACGUGAUCCUGAUGGCGACUGGCAAUCAGUGAGGCGCUAAACCAACGACAGUUCUCUACAAACGAUCCAGUUGUGUCCAAAGUGGCUGGUUCACAAAUUACUGGAUUUAUAUGUCACUGAUUAAUAGUGAAUAUAGACCAUUUGUAAUUUACCUAGAUGAAUUGCAAAGAUUCGACAAGUUGCAUCAUAA